UCAAUAUUUUAUUGUUUAUCAAAACAUACUACUUGUUACUGUAGAUCGAAAUUCAAACAAUUUUAAACAUCUAACAUAACAUAGAAUACCGUAGUCACAUCGAGCACUGACGACAGUACCGAAUCCUAACGCAUUAAUCAGAAGAAUAGAAUUGUUUUAUCGUUGGUUGCUAUCGUUUUUUCAUAGGUACCUAUCAGUCAUUGACUGCUCUCUUGGACAGCCAAUUGACUCAUUAAUUUAAUAUUGAAUACUAACAUAAUAACUGCUUUAAAAUCGGCGUAUUGUCACUGUGAAACAAAAUAUUUAAACCUACUUGUACAAACACGUUCUUGUUUAGUAGUGUUGACUGUUGACGUAUUUUGAAAAAAACUGUGACGCCUAGUCAUCAUCUAAACAAUAGUGAAUCAAUAAAAGAAUUAUUUCUCGUCAUGUCAGCAGACGAAGUGGAAUCUGAAAUCCAUUUCAUGAAAACUUAUAGCAUAUUGAAAUGGGACGAACUAAUAAAGCUAAACAAUGAUCGUAAAUUACUUAGCCAAAAAAUUUUGCUUGGAUUUUCUACUAUAGAAGAAUUGUUGAAACAAAUAAAAAUUGAAUUAAAUAUACUAGAUACAUGUCAACUUAAAAUUGAUCAAGAAAUGAAAGAAAAUGACUCUGAGUAUAUUAACACAGAAAUACUUACUAUUUUAUCAAAUCGUAUCAAUGAUAUGUACAACAAUAUGUUUUUACUGUUUCCUGUUGAAAAAAACUCAUUAUUAGAAUAUAUUGAGUUUUGCUCAAAUAAUACAUUAUUUAUUACUAAAUGUAGUAAUAUGUUGAGUACACUCAUGUUGAAAUACCAUAGUGAUCCUGAAGUAUACAUAACUGCAGCAACAUAUGAAUUUGAUGAACGAAAUGAUGUUGAAUUAGCUAGACAAUAUUUUGCAAAAGGAUUAGAACAUCAUAAAAAUUGUAAAAGUUUAUAUGUAGAAGAGUUCUGGGUAGAAGUACAGCAUUUAGAAAAGACUGCAGAUGCUUCUCUUUCAAUUGCCAUGGGAAAAUAUAAAAACCUCAUUAAACAGUUUGAAGGUGAUAUCGAAUUUCAUUUUAUAUUAUUGGACAGAGCAAUAAAAUUAAGUGCAGUUGGAGAACUACAAUGCAAUAUUGUCAGAGAUAUGGUUAAUAAGUACAGGCAUAGUGAACUGAUGUGGCAAAAACUAGCUAAAAUUCAUUUUGAUGGGUUUAUCUAUCAUCAAGAAACUGAGCAAUUAUACUAUGAUAAAAAUUAUACUAAUAGUAUUAGAAACUGCAUUACAACUUAUGAAGAUGGAUUGAAAGAAAAUUUACCAUUAAAAAAUAAACAUAAACUAUGGAACUUUUAUAUUGGUAAUAUUAUAGAAAUUCGGAAAUCAUAUCGCAUGAAAAAAGAAACAAUAAGAAAUUUUAUGAAUGAAACAAUGGAACGAGCCUUUCAAGAAGCACACUAUAACAAGGCAUUAAGUAAAGCUGAACAUUAUAUUUAUUGGGCUAAAAACACUAGUAAAGACUGUCAAAAGAUUCUGAGAAAAGCAGUUGAAGUGGUAGAAGAUAGUGUAGAACUCUGGAUUCAUUUAAUAUCAUAUUAUUUGAGAUAUGACAGUCUUGACAUGGGUAUUGACGCUUUCCAAGCCGGUGUUCGAGCCUUAACAAAUAAAUCGAUGCCUUUAUGGGAAAUUUUAAUUUUAUACUUGGGAAACACUCAUCCAAAAUUGCUCCAACAACUAUAUCACGAAGGCUCGUAUUUUCCAUUCCCAGAGAUUAAUUUUAAAAUUAGAUCUGAAUAUUUGGAAUGGAGCGUAGUUCAUAAUGGAAUACUUUCAACUCGUGAAUUGUUCAUUGAACUUAAAGACAUAAAGCCAGAAUGUAAACAAUUGUAUACAACUAUGAUUUCAUUUGAGCUCACUCAAAACUCAGGAAUUUUUAAAUUGAAAACUAUUAGAAAAUUGUAUAAUGAUUUAUGCAAUGCUUUUGGCCAAACAGACAUUAAAGUAUGGUCUGAUUGCAUUCGUUUCGAAUAUAUGCAUGGUUCUUGUAAAUUAGUAAAAGAAAUUUAUAAGGCAUCAUUACUGUGUUUAAAACCAAGUUUGAGAAAUGGUAUGACAAAAGAAUUUGAGGUUCUUAAAGAAGAAUUUGUGGAGGACGAUCCUAAAGAUGAAGGAGUUAUUGUUAUUGACGAUGAUGAAUAAUUUUAUAGUUAGGAAAAAUAAUUAUAUAGGUAUGUGUGUGUAUUCAUUUUAUUUAUAUUUAUCUUCUUAAUUUGUGACGUGUGUACUUCAUUUUUUUCUAAUAUCUGUGAUAUGUUGUAUUAAGUUAAAGACUGUUUAUUAUUUAUAGUUAUU
Melanaphis sacchari is the source of this 2354-nucleotide messenger RNA. RefSeq names its product U3 small nucleolar RNA-associated protein 6 homolog. Gene Ontology annotation, biological process: maturation of SSU-rRNA from tricistronic rRNA transcript (SSU-rRNA, 5.8S rRNA, LSU-rRNA). The coding region runs from base 429 to 2201 and encodes 590 amino acids. Gene Ontology annotation, molecular function: protein binding; snoRNA binding. The transcript has 11 exons. The record is from RefSeq and is a predicted model, not a curated record. NCBI's taxonomy places the organism in Eukaryota, Metazoa, Arthropoda, Insecta, Hemiptera, Aphididae. Gene Ontology annotation, cellular component: small-subunit processome; Pwp2p-containing subcomplex of 90S preribosome.